Messenger RNA from Penaeus monodon (black tiger shrimp), 844 nucleotides. RefSeq lists its product as uncharacterized. Bases 73 to 639 code for a protein of 188 amino acids. The record is from RefSeq and is a predicted model, not a curated record. Lineage: Eukaryota; Metazoa; Arthropoda; Malacostraca; Decapoda; Penaeidae. The transcript is spliced from 3 exons.
GGUGAAUUCAUGGAGGUUGUGAGAUAAUUGUGUGGGCGUUUGAGGUGUUAUUGGCUUCAUAUAUGUUUUCUAAUGUACAUUCUCGGCCAAGCUCUCGUGGUGCUGUCAGUGUUUGCAGUGUUGGCAGAGCCAUUCUUCCACCACCGAAGACCUCGCUGCCAACCAAGGGUCAAAUACAUCACCCUUUACGAGACCUUUUAUCAGCAGGUUCCGGUGUACGAGACAGUAUACAAAGAUCAUUACGUCCCCACAACCCUCUACGAUACACAAUACCACACUGAAUACGACACACAGUACUAUGCCCAGUACGUCCCCAAGUACAUAACAGAGACUGUGUACAAAACAGACGUUCAGUACAUCACCCAAGACAAGUAUCAAACGGUUUACAAAACCCAGUAUGUCACCAGUGCAGUUUAUGUACCCAAAUACGUCACAGAAACCGACUAUAAAACCAAGUAUGUGACUCAGCCCCAGUACAAUACCAUCUACAAUACCGAAUUCGUACCCAAGUACCUGACGGAGACUCAGGUGAAGUUCCAAACCCAAUACCAGACCCAAUUCGUGCCGCAGUACAUCACAGUCACCGAGACGAAACCUCACUAUAAGACCUAUUGCCCGGAGUCGUCUUAUGGGUCUUAAAAAGUCUCCUAAACUUUCCUCUUUUAGUAGAUUUUUAUUUUAUUUCUACUUUCAUUAAAACAAUACCAAUGGACAAAUAUUCAUUGGCAAUGUUUGCUGUUGUUCUUAAAAUUGUUUUGUAGACCCAAAGAGAUUGUUGAAAUAUUGUAAACGUCAUAUAGCUUUUUGUACAUGUUUUGUAUAAAUAAAGGAUAGAUGAAAUAUA